Messenger RNA from Cephus cinctus (wheat stem sawfly), 1192 nucleotides. RefSeq names its product titin. The record is from RefSeq and is a predicted model, not a curated record. Lineage: Eukaryota; Metazoa; Arthropoda; Insecta; Hymenoptera; Cephidae. Bases 89 to 1192 code for a protein of 367 amino acids. The transcript is spliced from 8 exons.
UAUAAGUCACCAGUGUGACAAUUGACUUCAAGUUGACGUAAACUUCUCACAUAGUCUUGAGGGACUCAUAGCCACCUCAUAAAAAACCAUGAUCAGAAUCGUAUUAAUUCUGGGGGUAGUCGGUUAUUGUUGGGCAUCCGGAUGGGACUUGGGUGGACAUGGAGGAGGUGGUUUGACCUUGGGUGGACAUGGAGGAGGUGGUUUGACCUUGGGUGGACAUGGAGAAGGUGGUUUGACCUUGGGUGAAAUUUCAAUUGGCGGUCAUGGUCACGAGUUAACAGCGAUCAGCUUUGGACAUUCCGAUAUCUUGGGUGGACACAGUGGAUUUGGAGGUCAUGGCAUCGCCUUGGGUGGACAUGGUGGUUGGGAUUCAGAUAUUAGUAUCGGUCAAGUUCAUGGAGGUCAUCGGGUCAACGUUAUUCCAGUGGUGAAAGAAAUAGGUGUCCCUGUCGUGAAGGAAGUUGAGAUCAAAAUUCCACAUCCGGUUGUGCAGACUGUUCCACAACCAUAUCCAGUGGCAGUUCCUGUUUCACAGCCAGUUCCUUACGAGGUGAUCAAGACGGUAUUCAAAAAGGUGGAAAAGAAGGUACCAACCCCUGUUGAGAAAAUCAUACCCUUCAAAGUCGAGAAACCUGUGCCGUUCAAGGUUUACAAGCAUAUUCCAGUUCCUGUUGAAAAGCGAAUACCUAUUAAGAUUCCGGUUUAUAAGACAAUUUUUCACAGUAGCAAAGGUCAUAUUUUGGUACUGGGGCUUGUGGCUCUUGCCUCUGUCGUAAAAGCUAGCGGAUAUGGUCAUGGCGGAGAAGAAGAUCAUGGUGGAUCCACUUACGAAGAGAAGUCUAAAACUGUACAUGUUCCCAUUUAUAAGAAGUAUGCUAUCCCUAUUCCUCAUCCCGUUCCCGUGCAAGUUCCUCAAGAAAUCAAAAUCCCCAUUCCUCAGCCAUACCAAGUUCAAAUUCAAGUUCCUCAACCAUACCCUGUAGAAGUGAUCAAGCAUGUCGAAGUGCCUGUUGAAAAACCUGAGCCCUACACUGUUGAGAAGCACGUUCCAUUUAUUGUGGAGAAGCCAUAUCCUGUUUACGUCGAGAAGAAGUUCCCUGUACCAGUCGCGAAGCCAUACGCAGUUCACGUUCCUGUCUAUAAACACGUGUUCCACCACUCGUCCGGCGGCAAGAGCAAAGGCUGGAAUUAA